AGGAAGUCUGACUUACAACGCAUCCUGGCCUACAAGAAAAGCGGGUUGGGUCCCAGCCAUACUGGAACAUUACGAGUUUUGGCUACUGGGCACAGGGCGGCUAUUAACUGCAGGCAGAAAAAGUGUAGGUCACAAACGCAAGUGGUCGCAUAUCACUGGAAGGUGUGUCAUGUGUGGGCGCGAUGGCUGUUUAUUACGACACGGUGGUAGUAGGUGGUGGGAUUCAAGGCAGCAGCACUUCUUACUACGUCGCAAGAUGUGGAAUAGAAGAUGUGCUUUUACUGGAACAGGUAUAGGAUGUUUCACAUGGUUUGUCAUUGUUUUACCGUUUCAGUUUGAAAGAAACCACUCUCGAGGUAGCUCCCAUGGACACACCCGUAUCACCAGGAUGGCUUACAAAAAGCCAUUCUAUGUUAAGAUGAUGACUGAUGCUUUUCAGCAGUGGAGUGACCUCGAGAGACGUGCAGGAGUUACUCUUUUCAAGUAGCAGCAUUUUGAUUUGUAGCAAACAGUAGUUACUUUGUUAUCAGAAUGGAUAGGAGGAUAAGUAGUGUAGAAGACAUUAUGCAUUGUCUGGGCCAGCAUCCUGUUCACCCACAUCUCAUUUUUGUGUGUUGUGUUAUUGUAGACGGCUGUGCCUGCUGAGCUGCCCCAGUAGUACAGUAGUACAGUAUUACAGUAUUACAGCACUCUGUAGCUACAACAUUAUUCUGGGGGGUUGUUGUGUUGUCCUACGUUUGCCUUGCCUCCUGAACCCCCACCCGUCGUAAUAAAUGCAUCUGCCUAAUUUACACUUGUGCCUCAUAGGUGGUUCAAAUACUCUUUUCUAUACAGCUGCUUUUGUAUAUACCAUAGCACAUAGUUUGGGGUUAGCCUCUGCCUUGGUUGUAGCACACAAAAUCACUGAGCUGCCCUGUUAGCAGAGCCAAGUGCUGUGGGUUCGAGUCCCACCUAGCUAAGUGUGUUCAGGAUACACAUUCUCCUUGUUUUUGCACCUCUGAUUAUCAUGACCCUUUACUGCAGGAACACAGGGUAUCUUGUGUUUGGUAAAGACACAGAGGAGUACAUCAUAUCUAAUUUAGAGAGUCUUAGAUUGAAUGGCAUACCUCACCAGACUUUCAGUGGCCUAGAGGCAAACCAACGAUACCCACGGCAGCUGAAAAUUCCUUCUACCCACAAAUGUAUCUAUGAGGAGAUGGGAGGGAUAUUGUAUGCCAGUAGAUCUCUGCUGGCCUUCCAGCAAGAAUUUGUCAAACUGGGAGGGACAAUACUAGACAACCACCAAGUGACUGAGAUAAUUCCUGGAGACAGAGUCACCGUGGUAACCAACAGAGGCUCCUUCAAGGCCAACAAUGUGGUGAUUGCUGCUGGACCGUGGGCUCCAGCUCUCUGCUCCUCCAUUGGAGUUGACUUACCUUUCAAAGUGAAACGUGUUGAGAGUAUAUAUUGGAAAGUGGAUAAUGCUGAUGCUUAUUCAUCAGAUAUUUUUCCAACUACCUUUGGAAUUGCACAUGGAGAUACCUUCUAUAGUAUUCCAGUUGACGAGUACCCCAACAUGGUUAAGAUUAGUAGUGCCGGUGGUAUAUGGACUGAUGCCAACAACAGAGACACUGAAAGUGGCCCUGUGACUGUUCCUGCAGUAGCUGACUUCAUUAGUUCUACAUUCAGAGGAGUUGCCUGCAAACCUAGCAUCAUUGAUUAUUGCAUGUACACAGCAUCUCCAGAUUAUGAUCCUGUCAUUGAUAGGCAUCCAAAACAUAAAAACAUUGUAAUUGCUGCAGGAUUUACAGGUCACGGGUUUAAACUCAGUCCAGUUGUGGGGAAGCUUGUAGCUGAGCUGAUCAGCAAGGACACACCCUCUCACGACCUCCACCCCUUCAGAGUCAGCAGAUUUACCACACCACAGUCAUCUCUCUAAACAAAUUGGAUUCACACUCUAGACUAGCUAUGUGUUUCAGUUUGAAUGAACAAGUAUCAUAGUUUGACAUUUUGUAUAAUAAAUCAUGAUCUUGUGUCAGCAUCA
Messenger RNA from Geodia barretti, 2023 nucleotides. NCBI's taxonomy places the organism in Eukaryota, Metazoa, Porifera, Demospongiae, Tetractinellida, Geodiidae. The record is from the annotation of a GenBank genome assembly.